UAUGUGUACAGCAACAAACUGGAGGCCUACCACCUACCACUAAUCAGGCGCAAUGUCUGCGUCGACUGUGUCGCGCGGGACACCCGCGAGGGUAAACGGCACGGACAUCAUAGACCUGGAUCGCUACAUGCGUGCUACGGUACGACCCUCGCGACACCGACCUCAACACAACCGUGAGCGCUUGAUCGUGGAUGCGGGCGGUAUAAACAGAAUACCAGUAGAUGUCAGCUCCAGUACCGAGAGUAGUCCAUUGCAAUCGCACACACACACUCGGGAUCACUGCAAGCAAUACUCGCACGACUCUGGAUUGUCCGAUGGUAGUUAUCUGAGGCAGAGACAUCGACCACAGAGACGCGUCAGCGUAGAAAAAUCUCGCGAGUCGAGUCGAGUGGCGGGAUCAAACUCGUCAGUGCGCGAAUUCAAAGCUGCUUGCGAGAAGGCGUUACGCGAACAACAGCAACAAAUAGCUCGAGUCGCUGAACUUUGCGAGAAAUUAGUGCAACCGCAAAUCGCACAAAAUAUUCUUCAAACAGCAACUCCGAACGUCACAAACGAUGGACAAAAUUCUCCCAACACUCCCCGAGUGACUCAGACUUAUAACUGUAUGAGCCAAAAUACAAAUCAAUUUGGCCAAUAUUUGAAUUCCGAUUUGAAUGAGAACACUAUGUGUGUAAAACAAAAUUUCGGUCAAAAUGUAAGCCCAAUUAAACGCGUUAACCGUAAUCUUUCACCGUGUACAAGUGACAUUACAUCCAGCAGUUGUAGUACGAGAAAUAUUAAGAUACGCGACAAACAUCGCUCUGACUCGUGUAAAACCUACAAGUUGAUAAUGGGAAAAUUGGACGAACUAAGCCAGCUGUUUGCGACUCGACGCGUGCCCGUUCAAACUCAACUUGUAAGACAGUCCUCUGAGUCAGUGUCGAUGUGUGACAAGGUGGUGGCCACGGACGACGGAAGGGGGAGAAAUUUUGACACCGUAAAGGUACUUCAUACUAGCAAACUGAACGGUCGUGUGCAGCCGAAUAUAAAUCAAUCUCUUGAAAGACGUCAGCUCAAAGCACUACACGCGAUGAAUGUCACAACAGUGGGACAGGGGACAAAUCAUGUUGCUGGCGAUGGUUGCCUGAGCGACACCGGCUCAGUCAGCGAUGUCUUCGACUUGGACAACCCUUUGCAUUUAUAUUCGCAAGCUAAACGCUUACAAGAGUUACGAGCGAGUAGCCAACGCACGAGUUCCAGUCGUCCACCGCACAAACAACAGAACGCACGCGACUACGAGUCGGACGCGCUGGGCGACCAGGUCGAGGGCACUCGCUCCGUGUGCGCGCUGUGUCGUGAAUACUGGCGAAUUAUAAGACAGUAUUUCAAUAAAUAAUUCUUUGGAACUUUUAUUUGAUUCAGUAU
This is a messenger RNA of Vanessa atalanta (red admiral), 1404 nucleotides long. RefSeq lists its product as uncharacterized. The transcript has 8 exons. NCBI's taxonomy places the organism in Eukaryota, Metazoa, Arthropoda, Insecta, Lepidoptera, Nymphalidae. The coding region runs from base 53 to 1375 and encodes 440 amino acids. The record is from RefSeq and is a predicted model, not a curated record.